Knipowitschia caucasica is the source of this 288-nucleotide messenger RNA. NCBI's taxonomy places the organism in Eukaryota, Metazoa, Chordata, Actinopteri, Gobiiformes, Gobiidae. The record is from the annotation of a GenBank genome assembly.
AUGAGGCAAACACGAUAUGUCUCCUUUAAGACGCCACAUGACGCAGAGACCGCGGCGCGACCUGCAGACGGAGAGGAAGAGGAGGAGAGGAAGAGGACUCCAGCGCGCGGCCACGGGAAAAGACGCAUCUCCUCCCCGCGCUGCCCCGGGACGUCACGCGUCUGCACCAUUUUUAGACACGCGCUAAAAAUAGAGCGGUUUCUGGAGGCUUUUUGGGGCGCGCGAUCUGCGGCUGCUGGGCUGCUGUUGGUGCGUUUACACGACCGUCUGCGUCACAAAACGACGUAA